This is a messenger RNA of Rhizoctonia solani, 3231 nucleotides long. Its product is annotated as FAD-binding domain protein. The transcript has 22 exons. Gene Ontology annotation, molecular function: oxidoreductase activity; FAD binding. The coding region runs from base 1 to 3231 and encodes 1076 amino acids. The record is from RefSeq and is a predicted model, not a curated record. NCBI's taxonomy places the organism in Eukaryota, Fungi, Basidiomycota, Agaricomycetes, Cantharellales, Ceratobasidiaceae.
AUGGCUUGGUCUAGUGUUUAUACAUUGGGUUUAGUACUUGUGCUCCUACGUGGGUCCGAAUGGGGCGCGUUCAACGCAACGCUUGGAGGACGCUUGGGUCGAGGGGUCCCUUUUGCGCGGGAUUGCUUUGAGAGCGUUGAUUUUGGGGUUGGCCCAACUGCUCCGGGUACCCAGUGCUCUACUGUUCAAGCCAAGUACCCUGAUAAUGCAUUUCGUGCUCAGCUGUACGGCCCGAGACAAGUAACUCAAUGGGAAAUAUGCCAAAAAACGAAUGAAGGCUGCUUAUUGGAUUCUAACAAUCCAACCAACUCCAGCGCAUACUCGCCUCCUGCGCACGAUUUUCUGGGGCGGAGUAGUGCCCCUGCAACACUGUCUUUACCCAGAAUAUCAAAUAUAUCACUUAUUCGAGCUCCUUCACCCCCGAAGGAUGCAAAGAAAAGUACAAGGGGUGGUGGUCACUCGGUCCUGACGAAUACUUACGGCCUGGGAGCCGAUCGAGUCGUUCAGUUCAAGGUAGUCACCCCCGAUGGCCUUUAUCGUACCGCCAACGCCUGUCAGAACAAGGAUUUAUUUUGGGCUCUGCGGGGCGGUGGGGGUGGGACUUUUGGCCUGGUAUUGGAAGCCACUAGUGAAGUUGCUCCUAAGCCGAUACCCACAGUCAGCUUUUCAUGGAGUCUUACUCCCACACCAGAGAACCUAAGGUCAUUCAUGACUAUCCUUGUGGAAAACGCCGUCCGCUGGUCACAAGAGGGAUGGGGAGGAUACGUGUAUACCCCCGCAGGCAUCAUUGCGAAUCCCCUCCUUAACGCGUCACAAGCAGCACAGAGUCUAAAACCCAUUACUGACUUUUUCAAGAACGUGACGAAUGGCGCUGGAGGGGGCGCUGGGAGUGGCGCUCAAGGGCAAUGGGCGGAAUACUCGACCUUCUUGCCACUUUUUACGGCAAUUGUGUCUGGGUCUGGUAUUCCGAAUCCAAAAAACCGCGCAAUUGCUUCGCGUCUCGUCCCCAGAUCCCUUUUCAAUCCAGCCAACUCCUCCGCUCUCGUCGAAGCAGCACUUGAAGUGAUCACGCGCUCGUCUGGUACCGCUUCGUUCUAUUUCGCUACUCCGUUUUUGUACGACGUCAAAAAAACUCAACAAGGGGACUCGAGCGUUACUCCCGCUUGGCGGGAUGCGGUCUGGCAUGCUUUGGUUGAUAUCGAGUGGCCCUGGGAUGGAGGAGCGGAACAGGCAAAAGCGACAUAUAAAAGGCUAGUUACGCGAUGGAUCCACUCAGGAAGCUUACGCCAGGAGGGGCGCAUACCAGACCUUAAUGUCCACGUGCGACACAAUUCAACCAAAGGAACCACGCUGUCCGAUCGUACCUUGCCGACUUCUCCCCGUGAGGGAUAUAAAACCCGAGCAAGAACCCAAGAUGUUCCUGUUUCCGUCUUCUCCCCUCCUCGCUCGACGAUGGCUUACCCCGCGGUGUUGGCGGCCUUGGUGGGAUUCGUAGUGGCCAGAAGCCCGUAUGAUUUACCGGAGUCAGAGUGGGCUUCGUUAAAUGCAACGGUUGGAGGACGACUGGGGAGAGGUGUACCAUUGGCCAGGGAUUGUUAUGCUCAAGCUGGAGUCAAUGUCACGGGGCCGGCGGCAGGGUUAAACUGUGCAACAGUGCAGAGCAAGUAUGCGACUGACAGUGAGUGGGCAUUUUGGGCGAUAGUGACCGGAGUUAACAAGUCGGAUCGGAAGCCUGGAGAGCUGGUAUUUACGGGGCUCGGAUGGAGUUACAAUGGGAAACGUGCCAAAAGACGAACCAGGGCUGUUUACUCGACCCCAACAACACCAGCAAUGCGACUGCGUUUUCAGCACCACGAGUGUGCGACCAAGGUAGCAUAUCUCCGUACUAUUCAAGACCGCAGCAGACGUAACUCAGGGAUUCGCCUUCUCAAAAAGGACGGGCGUGCCGCUUUCAAUCAAGAACACCGGCAGUUUCUCUCUUUCUGUGUCGGUGCGCCGGGAACGUUGGCAUUUUACACGAAUAAUAUCAAAUAUAUAAACUAUUCAGCGGCUUUUGUUCCAGAGGGAUGUAAACAAGACGGCGCCCCGGCCUUGACUUAUGGCGCUGGACAAGACUUGGAGUCUUUAUUCCUUUUUGCUGACAAGAACAACCUCACGUUUAUCGGCGGGAGUACCAGGACUGUUGGUGCCGCUGGAGGUUGGGUCCAGGGCGGAGGUCAUGGAAUCCUUACCAACACAUAUGGUUUGGGCUCCGAUAGGGUUCUUCAGUUCAAGGUCGUAACUCCUGACGGGCGAUCCCGAGUCGCCAAUGCUUGCCAAAACCAGGACCUUUUCUGGGCAUUACGAGGUGGAGGAGGCGGGACAUUUGGCGUUGUGCUGGAAGCGACGAGUCAGGUUGUACCUAAUCCCGUGGGCACAGUGUCCCUUCGAUGGCAACUUGUCCCCACGCCUGCCAACAUUCAAGCCAUGUUCAAGAUUUUCGUUGAGAACAGCGUUCGAUGGUCUCAAGAAGGCUGGGGCGGAUUCCUUUACCCUACGACUUCCCUCCUUGCCAAUCCACGGUUGAACAGAACAGCGGCCGAGGCCAGUCUCAAACCCCUGACCGACUUCUUGAGAGGUGUGCCGGAUGGCGCGGGUGGGAGCGCCGGGAGCGGAGCACAAGUUCAGUGGAGCCAGUAUGACAGUUUUUUACCGCUCUUGUCGGCUAUUGUAACAGGAUCCGCCACUACCAAGCCCCGAAACUUCGCCAUGUCAUCCCGCCUAAUUCCCCAAACAGCAUUCUCGAACGCAACCUCACUGCUUGCCGCCAUGCUCCAAUCGUAUCAAACCGCCGGAGGGAGCGUUGCGUACUAUAUGACUACCCCAUUCUCGUACCAAGUCCCCAACACUGAGCAAGGAAAAACGAGCGUCACCCCAGCGUGGCGAGGGGCCGUGUGGCACGCCAUCGCCUCUUCUUCAUGGGGCUACGAUGCUGGACCAGACGUUGCCAAACAGGCUUAUGUCAGGGUUAACUCGGCGAUGAAUCCUUUACGGGCGAUCACACCGAAUAGCGGGGCGUAUCACAACGAGGCAGACGUUUACGAGCCUAAUACGUCGCAGUCAUUCUGGGGAUCGAACUAUCCUGCAUUGUACGCGAUCAAGCAAAAGUAUGACCCGGACAAAUUACUGGACUGUUGGCAUUGUGUGGGAUGGCAGGGCAAAAGCACACCCAUUGCAUCAUGUUAUUUCUAG